This is a messenger RNA of Trichogramma pretiosum, 3941 nucleotides long. RefSeq lists its product as uncharacterized. The coding region runs from base 299 to 3916 and encodes 1205 amino acids. The transcript has 4 exons. NCBI's taxonomy places the organism in Eukaryota, Metazoa, Arthropoda, Insecta, Hymenoptera, Trichogrammatidae. The record is from RefSeq and is a predicted model, not a curated record.
AUUUGAGAACGAGAGAGAGGUCCCCAUGGAUCGUUGGAUCGGAGAGUUAUCAGUGAGCUUGACACAGUGCGAGAGUAUAUUAUGUACAGUGGCCGUAAUGAGUGACAGUGACUGAAAAAGAUUCGGGGAUUUCGAAGGAAAUUUCAACAACGACAAAAAAAUACUAGCCCUGCCGUUCGUCGAUCGAAUCGAUCGUGACUGCCGAGCGAAGAAGAAGAAGAAGAAGAAGGAGAAUCGAAAGAAAGAGAGAAGACGUCGCUGCUCGCGUCAAGCUGGCCGUCAGCCGCCUAAAAAAGGGAUGUCGUCGAGUCAGGAUACGUGUCUGCUGCUGCCGGAGUCUCAGCAGCAGCAGCAGGCGGAGAUCGAUAGCGAGGGCGGCUCGAGCAGCGGCGAGCAGGAGCAGCAGCGCAACAAACGUCUUGGCUCCUCGUUGCUCGACGGCCUGACUGGCAGCAGCGGUGGCAAAAAACGCCGAAAACAGACGACGCCCGUCAAGUUUUCCACGUCGCUGAGCACCGGCGAGGACGAGGACGACGACGAGGACGAUGGACAGCAGCAGCAGCCCCAUCGUCAGCCGAGCUCGCUCAAAGACGAGAAUCUGAACAACGAGUUCCGCUGCCAGUACUGCAGUCGAUUUUUCGACGAUCGCGACACGCUCGAGAUGCACCUCGAGUGCGAGCACGACUUCGCCGACCCGAGCGAAGAAGCAGCGCCGGUGGCUCUCGCCUCGUCCGAGCAAACCGUCGGCAGUCCGAUGAAUCUGUCCCACAUAAGCGUGAAAAAUUUCGCCAGCAGCAGCUCGUCGUGGCUGCCGGCCACGAGUCCGGGCGACGCCGCGUCGGCCUUCUUCAAAGCCGCCGCGGUGGCACCCGCGAGAGGCAACAGCGGCAAUCAUCACUACUCGGCGUCGAUGCCCGCGGGAUUUCCAGCCGGGCCCUUCGGCCAGUUCAUGAGCAUGCCCAGCUUCGUGACCGACAUGCAGCAGCACGCGCAGCAACGAGCCGCCGCCGCCGCUCAAUUGAGCAAGUUCCCAAAGAUAUUCAAUCCCGACGCCUACUGCGAGCUCUGCAACAAGGAGUUCUGCAACAAGUACUUCUUGAAGACCCACAAGGCCAACAAGCACAACGUUUACUCGGAUCAGUCGCAUAGCAACGAUGGUUUGACGAACAGUCCGUUCGUCGCGAGCUCGUCCUCCAGUCCCAUCAACAAACUGAGACUGGAGAGCAACGGACUGCAGACGAGCCCGAGUUUGCCCUGCGAUCUGUGCUCGAAGCAAUUCAAGAACGAGGAGUCGCUGAGAAAGCACCGAAACAAGGUCCACUUCAAUCGCGACGGUCAGAUGAUGAUGCAGCAGCAUCAGCAGCAACAACAGACGUUAUCGGGUGGCGAGGACGAGGCGGGUCAGAGUCCCGGAAUCAUGGAGACGCUCUUCAAGCAGGAGUUCAGCAUCGACGAGGCCGAGAUCACCUUCACCAACAAGCAACGAUCCUCCUCGUCGUCCGUCAACGGCGACAAGCAGCAGCAGCAACGCCUUUUCCUCGUCAUGAAUCCCGAGGCGUUCUGCGAGCUGUGCUGCAAGGAGUACGUGGACAGGCAUCAUCUGCACGCGCACCGGCUCAAGCGGCACGCCGACAACAAACCUCUGAAUUCCUCCUCCACCGAGAGCCAGCAGCAGGAGAGUCCGCUGAAUCUCAUAAUGGCCGACUCGUCGCUCAACAACGGCUCCUCCGCGUCGGACUGGGACGAGGGCGAGGAGUACGCGUGCAAGAUGUGCGGACUGCGCCUGCAGACCCAGGAGCUGUUUCUCCUGCACGUGGACAAGAUCCAUCGCUCGUCGUCGCCUAGAAAUUUUAUGCUGGACGAGGACUCGAUGAUCGAGAACCAACAAAAGACGUUGACGACCACCGAGGACGCGAUGAUGAUCUCGGAGGACCUGAAGAAACUGCAGACGAUGAUCACGCAGCUGAGCGGCCUGGAGUCGAACAAGGCCGCCUCGUGCGCCCUCUGCGGCAAGGACUACGACAAUCCGGCGGCGCUGAGGAGCCACAUGAUCGCCGAGCACAGCGUCGUGCCGGAGAAUCUGGCGUCCCGUGUGGGAGCUGCGUUGACAACGAUACCUCAGCAGCAGCAGCAACCGCAGCAGCCGCCACAAAGAGGUAAAGUCGAGGAACAAUCGACGACGCCUCAGCUCGUCGCCGCGCCCAUCUCGCCCAUGACGCCCAAGUCGAAUUCGUCCCAAUCCAUGCAGGAUAAUCCGCGUAACAAAUCCACGACGACUUCGAGUACAACGACUCCCACUGGCAAUCAGGCCGUCGCCGCCGCCCAGCAGAUCAACUCGAGCUUCUGCACGCUCUGCAACAAGGAGCUCUGCAACAAGUACUUCAUGAAGACCCACAUGCAAAAGAUGCACGGCAUCGAGAUCGAGAACGGCGCCCAGAUCGGCGGCGUAGUCUGCAACAUCUGCAAGAAGGAGCUCUGCAGCAAGUACUUCCUCAGGGUGCACAAGCAGAACACCCACGGCAUCACGGAGGACGGACAGCAGACGACGACCACGACCACAACGACAAGUAACAAGCAAGAAAUGAUGGAGUCACCAGGAGCAGCCCAGGGUGUCGAGGAUCUGGCCCUGAAACCCGAGCUUCUGGGCGAUCUGAAUCUGCGCUACAUCACGCACUUCACCGAGGUCUGUCCGAUCUGCAAUCGGCGCUUUCGCAGCAGCAAGUGGCUCAAGCUGCAUCUCAAGGAGCACGCGCCACCCGAGCUCGACAAGUGGCGCGAGAUGGAGCAGCAGCAGUCGCAAAAAAUACCCAACAAAUCGUCGUCGUCCAAGAGCUCCUCCUCGUCAUUGUACUCGGCCGCGUCGCUGCCGAGUCUGAAGAUACCCAACGGUGGCUUCGAAUCGGCGGCCAACAACAGCGCGAGUAAUUUCAUGCGCGCCGAUCUGGCCGCCCUCGGCAAUCAGGUGCUGAGCAAUUUCUUCGGCGACCAGCAGCAGCAACAACAACAGGGCCAACAGCAGCAAAACUACUGCUGCUCCCAACCCCAGUGCAACUUCUCCACGACCAUUCUGCCCCUGUACUUCCUGCACGAGAGAUCGCAUCAUCAGGAGAUGGACGAGCAGCGAAUGCUCCAGUGUCCGAUUUGCGCUCAGAGCUUCGGACAGCUCGAGGCUCUGCGAGAACACGUCUCCGCUCGGCAUCCGAAUCCUUUUCCGGGUCUGCUCUCGUCGUUGCCGCUGCCUCUGCUCGGCGACUUUGCCAUGCCACCGAAUAGUAGUGAACAGCAGCAAAGAGGAACGACGAUCAAGAGCGAAGACUGUUCUCGGACUAGCCCAACGGCCGCCACCACCACCCCCCAGCAGCACAUCAUGAACGAGAUCGACACGAAUCAGAUGAUAAAACAAGAAGAGAGCAGCGGUGCUGGUAACAACGUGGUGCAGGUGAUGCCUCAGGGCGCCUACAAGUGCUCGCAGUGCGGCUUCGCCUCGUCCAAUCUCAAUCGCAUCAAGAAGCACGUGCGCAAGGAUCACAGGUGUCCAGGCGGCGCCGAUCCCGUCGAACAGGCCCUCGCCGAGCUCAACAAGAUGCUCAAGGACGUGGCGAACAAGCACAAGGUGCCGGUCAGUUACGCCGUGCCCCAGCUGCCACCUUCCCAACAGCAGGACAACAACGGCAUGAACAACUCGCCCGAGAGCAGCAAGACCGUCAUGCAGGCCUUCAUCGUCGAGGAGAAGCCUCAGCAGGAGAAGACUCAGCAGCAGAGUAACGGUGGAAGUAAUGGAUGCGGCGACAACAACGAGGAGGACGACGGUGGCAAUUAUCGCGCGAAGAGGUUCGCGCCCGCCUUGGUGUUUCUGCCCGUGAAGGCGAGGGUCAGCGACUCUUUGACGCUCACGUUCAGUCUGAGCCCGGCCUGAAAAACAACAACAACAAAAGCUUAUA